Molecule: messenger RNA, 2589 nt
Organism: Helicoverpa armigera (cotton bollworm)
Lineage: Eukaryota; Metazoa; Arthropoda; Insecta; Lepidoptera; Noctuidae
Product: zinc finger protein 358
Biological process (GO): regulation of gene expression
Cellular component (GO): nucleus
Source: RefSeq, a predicted model, not a curated record
UGAAACUAAAAGUUUAGCGGAGCUUUGUUUGUCUAUGGUGCGGUUGGAAUGGAAAUGGAAGAUAGCCAUUUGUCUGAUAACCAAACAAUAGAAUAUAUUGGCUUUACGUGUGUAAUUUUGGACUUAAAACGAUCAAUCUUUAAAUAUUAAAGAAUAUCCAGAUGGCACCUGGAUCUACCAAAGAGUCAAUGGUAUGAAAUCAAGAACUUACUAUGGAUGGGGAACCAGAAGACUUCAACCUCCAGUGGGAGGAAGAAGUUGAAGUGAAGAAAAUGUUUGCUUUCCAGCACAGUCCAGGUGUUGUUGAAACGGAAGUGAUAAGUGGUUUAGAAAAUGUACAGCACACUGGAUAUUCAGCUAUGACAACAGAAGAGAUGAUAAACACGGACCAAAUGGCUGCAGAGAACUUAAUGUAUCUAUCUCAAGAUGUAGUCAGUUAUACAGAGACGGCUGAGCUAGCCGAUGAUCCUAGUGUGGAGUGUGUCACUGAGGAGGUCAUAACGGAUGACUGGGUGAUUCCUGGAGGCCAGGAAAGGGUGGAAGUUCCCAUGGAUCACUUGAAUCAUCCUGAUUUGGUUCUUAAAGAAGAAAAUGAUGUUGAUGUUCCUUUACCAACUGAUCAAGAUGAAUACACAGCGAUGCGUCCAUGGCCGUGCGAUUUCUGCUCUCGUCGGUUUCGCAAGAAGGCUGCACUCAUGAACCAUAUGGUCGCCCAUCAGAACGACCGGCCUCAUGCUUGCAACCUCUGCGGCGUUCGAUACGUACGCAAGUGUGAUCUCAUGAACCAUCUCAAGGUUCACGCCUUUGUACCAGACAACCCUGAUUCCAUAGACUUUGAGGAUGUUUUAGACAAUAACCAAAUUGUAAAACCAAAGAAGAAACGAGGUAGACGGAAAAAGAAUCCCGAACCUGUAGAGGAGAACGGCAUGUGGGAGAACAUGACGUCAGCGCGGACGCAGCAGUGGUCGCGCCGCGCCCGCUCGCCGCCCAAGCCGCCCCCCUCCCCGCCCUCCCCGCCCUCCGAGCCCGCCCCCGUCACCCCGCCGCCGCCGCCCAGCGACCCCUCCCGACCCUUCGUCUGCAGGCACUGCGGGGUCGGCUUCGCAAGGGAGAAGGCUUUGCAGUCACAUGCCAGGGUGCACGGCGGCGACUCGCCGGUGGAGUGCGGGUCGUGCGGCGAGCUGUGCUGGUCGCGCGAGGCGCUGGCCACGCACAUGCAGCAGCGCCAUCCGCAUCUGCCGCCGCGGGACCCGCAGCCCGACCCGCCGUACGAUGACUCCGACUCGGGCGACGACAUGGAGUUCCGUUUGUCUCCGCUGUCGGCGGGCGGCGGCGAGCGCGCCGUGUACGACACGAUGCGCGGGCCCGAGCUCUUCUGCCAGGACUGCGGCGUCGCCUUCCAGCGGGCCGACCUGCUGCGGAGACACGUGGCGGCCGCGCAUAGCUACAAGCGACACGACAGCUCGAGCAGCACGUGGGCGGAGCACACAUGCGACGUGUGCGGCGAGGGCUUCACGGACGCGCUGCAGCUGCUCGCGCACGCCGAGGGACACGCCGAGCGGCACCGCACCGUCUCCGCGCCCAGGUUAAAAAGAAUGUCAAAAGGUCGAAAUAAUACUUCAACAUCGAAUAGUUCACGGCAGUUCCCUUGUAGGGUAUGUGGCAAGGUGUUUGGUUCGCGGAGUUCGCAACAGAUUCACAUUCGUAUACACACGGGAGAGCGGCCGUACGCUUGCCGGUUCUGUUGGAAGGCGUUCGCUGACGGCGGCACGUUACGGAAACACGAACGAAUACAUACAGGCGAGAAGCCGUACGCAUGCGCAGUGUGCCCGCGAGCGUUCAACCAGCGCGUGGUGCUGCGCGAGCACGUGCGCUCGCACCACUCCGCGCCCGACCGCCGCGCUAACGGUGGGCCGGCUUACUGCUGUGUAGUGUGCGGUCGGACGCUGCAUUCCAGCGCGGAACUAGUGCAGCACCUGAUACAGCACUGUGACGCUAACACUGCGCUCAAGAGACAACCCCAGACUGGGCCACGGAAAUAUAAGAGACGACGAAAAUUGAAAACAGAGCAGUCGCCGACGACGCCGCGCGAGUGGGAACGCGCCUCCCCCUCCCCCGCGCGCUCCGCGUCGCCCGCCUCCCCCGCGUCCCCCGCCAGCCCGCCCGCCUCGCCCGCGCCGCCCUCCGCGCCCGCCUCGCCCGCCACGCCGCCGCGCGCCGCCGCCGCCGCGCCUCGCCCGCGCUGCGCCGCGCAUGAUCCACACGGCGCCGUCCCCGCGCCGCCGUGCCCUCCCCGCCCCUCGCGCCGCCCGCCGCGCCGCGUGGCCGACGACCUGCGCGCCAUCCGCGACCCGCCCGACGCCGGCGGCCCCUUCAAGUGCGAGAUGUGCUCGCUGGAGUUCCCGCGCCGCGACGCGCUGCUGCUGCACGUGCCCGUGCACAUCUGACGCCCGCGCCGCGCGCCCCGCCGCGCCGCCCACACGCACUAGCGCCGCACUCUGCACUACAGCCUAUCGUCGCACAGAUGAAUCUCAAUGGAUUGUGCCAUCUCGAUACGACGGUAGCGACGAUCUUGGGAGCCCGCGAGGU